AUGACAAAUGAUGGACUGGUGAGAGUGACUGGCACUGGAAGAGAAGAAGAAGAAGAAGAAGAAGAAGAGAAGAAGAACGAACGCUGCGAAGGGGGUGAAGCAGGCCAGCCAGCGCGGCGGGAGCGGAAGAGCAGCAGCAGAGACGAUGCAGCCCCUGAAAGCGCGUAUCCGUAA
Molecule: messenger RNA, 174 nt
Organism: Trichophyton verrucosum HKI 0517
Lineage: Eukaryota; Fungi; Ascomycota; Eurotiomycetes; Onygenales; Arthrodermataceae
Exons: 1
Coding region: 1-174 (57 amino acids)
Source: RefSeq, a predicted model, not a curated record